Molecule: messenger RNA, 2147 nt
Organism: Eublepharis macularius
Lineage: Eukaryota; Metazoa; Chordata; Lepidosauria; Squamata; Eublepharidae
Gene: BLCAP
Product: BLCAP apoptosis inducing factor
Exons: 3
Coding region: 365-628 (87 amino acids)
Source: RefSeq, a predicted model, not a curated record
GGAGGCCGACACGGAGCGCGGCCCACAGGCGAGGCGGCGCUAUGGCGAGCGGCUCAGGUGCAGACCUUAAAGCAGCAGUGGUUUGAAGAACCCUGUUAAUAGCGACUCUGAAUCAUGUAUUUGAUCCAAUUAUUGCUACUUUCCCCUGCUGGAUUUGGUUCUCCGCCUAAAAUAUUUAUCUUGCAGAGGCCAUGCAGCUAACUGUCUGAAGAAUUACCAUCAUGAAAUUGAUUUAUCCAUGCAUUACAACGCAGUUUUAUGAAAGCAGCUCAACGGAUUUCUGACAAGUUGAAUGCACAGAGGAGGAUUUUCAUACUCACUUUGGAUUGCUGCCAUCACUGUGACAUCCUGAUCACCAGACACCAUGUACUGCCUCCAGUGGUUACUGCCCGUUCUGCUUAUCCCAAAGCCCCUCAACCCUGCCUUGUGGUUCAGUCACUCAAUGUUCAUGGGCUUCUAUCUACUAAGUUUCCUGUUGGAGCGGAAACCUUGCACAAUCUGUGCCUUGGUCUUUUUGGCCGCCUUGUUCCUCAUCUGCUAUAGCUGCUGGGGGAACUGCUUCUUGUAUCAUUGCUCUGGCUCCCAGCUGCCGGACGCUGCUCACGAUCCCAGCAUAGUUGGCACCUAAAACCCUCCACUUGGUUGCAAGCUCCUCUUCCUUUUUCUUUCUUUUAAAAGAACAGUUCUAUGAGAAGGAAGGAUUGUAAGGCAUGUUGUUGGAGUACAAGCAGCCUAUUUGUAUGUCUGGAUUAAAGUGUUUCAUCCAUGAUCAGUUACCCUCCCACUAUCUGCCUGUAAAAUUUGACAAAAGCUGUCCAUGGUGAUAACUCUGGUGUUAACAUCUGUGUUGGGGUUUGAAGCCACGCAGUUCAUGGGGUGGGGAGUGGGAUUGGCUUGUGCUCUUGCCUUCUGUAUUGUCAGAAAUCGGUUCUUCUAGCUCUGAUCUGGUGGCGAAGACACCUGCUGAAUUUUUAAAUGUUGCGUGAUGCUGGAGUUGAAUUUGUCUGACCCCGUGUCCAGAUCGAGCUGUGGUUUGGCCUUCUCAAAUGCAUGGCCUCUGACUUUGAAGAGCCAGGAAGCCGCCUUUCCAUCUUGCUUUUGGUAAAGGUCUAGUCUUCAGUCACCUGGAACAUCUGAGGGAGAACUUACAAAUGGCUUAACAAGCAUGGAAGCUGCUCGAGCCAGAGGCUGUGAUUUACGUCUGCUAGCCAAACUGGAAUGUGUGCACUGCCAGAUUGUUUUCCUGAACUAUUUAUCUGCCUAGGUCGUAGCUCUAAAAUCCUAGAGUUGUCAUGAUGCCACUUCUACAGCACGGGCACAGAAGCUCGUCUUCCUCUACCCUACCUUUUCCCAGCCAAAUCUCUUCCCGCUCUUCCCAGCCAAAUAUCCAUGGUUUACAGAAGUCUUGAGUUGACAAGAAGCAUGCUGCGUUUUAAUGUUUGGGGAUCCCUUUUUUAGCAUUCCCUUUGUUAUUUUUAAGCUCUCCAUAUUUCUAGCUUGAAGAAGCAGAGUGCUGGCAGGGGGUAUUAAAUGUACUAGGCUUGCCAUGGGAGGUGGGUUUUGCUUUUGAAUACUGAAUUGGACCUGUCAUGUGAGUGACACUUGAUUCCCCUCUUUGAAGGGAAGAGUAUUAUUGUCUUGUCGCAAGCACAUGAGCUGCUGCAUACAUGCAUGGGAGGAAGGAAGCAAAAUAAGACUUCCCUCUUCUCAGCUCUUCUUCACCCCUGUCCCCCCACCCCAUUUUUUUGUGUUCUCCAUAAUGAUUCUGGAAAGCCCUUUGGAGCUUUCUGCAUCAUAGCUUUAUUGUUCCCGUUUGCUGUUUGUUCUCUUGCACAUCAGUAAUUUCCAGGGACUCUCUUGUUCUGCCUUCCCUAGCAAUCCUUUGCUUGUGUGAAAAAUGUAAACUUGUCCUUGGGGAGGGCUAGCACACGUUUUUUUUCCUGUAACUUUUUAAGGUUACCUUCUUGUUUGUUACCCACUAGUAUCCGCACAAUCUUCCCCUGGAGGAGCAUUGCUGGAAAGGCUUUUCUCUCCCACAGGAGCUGGAACUGAAAAAUCAAUUGUGAAACCUCCAGAGGUUUUUUUGGUUUUUUUGUUUGUUCAUUGCACAGCUGUUCAAAAAGUUUAAUAAAGCUUUAUAAACUUUG